GAAAGAUGCUUGCGCGUACUUGUACGUACGGAUUACUGUACUCAUAACCUGUUUUAGCGCUUGUAUAGUUGGAUUAUUGUUAUUUACUUUCCUGACUCUGACUACUACUAUAAUAUUUUUCAUUUGAAAUAAAUAUUUUUUUAAUAUGUUCACCUUGGACUCGGUUCCGAUCUAAAAUUUGAAGAUCAUCGUUGCCUCGAAAUAUUAAAAAUUGUACAAAUACACGGGUCCCGAAGGUUAUGACAGAAAUGGAUCUCUCGUUACUGAGAAGUAAAUUUCGUGGCUCUAUGCUGGGCGCCCUAAUUGGCGAUUGUUUAGGUAAUCCUUAUGAAAAUGAAAGACUGUUAACGGCAGGCAUGAGAUUAGUUUUACAACGAUCCCUCGAUAAAUUGGAGGGUCCACCAUUCAAAGCUCCUGUCAUGCAGUUUACAGAUGAUUCUGCGAUGACUUAUUCCUUGGCGAAAUCUUUAGUGGAGAAAAAGAAACUGGACGCUGUCGACUUGGCAAAAAGAUUUGUCAAGCGUUAUUAUCAAGAACCUAAUCGUGGCUACGGUGCAAAUAUUGUAACAGUGUUCCAAAAAUUACGUGCUAACAAGUUUACGGACAUCGUAAGCCCGGCAAAGGACCAGUUUAAUGGUCAAGGAUCAUAUGGAAAUGGUGGUGCUAUGAGAGUUGCAGCUAUUGCUUUAUAUUGUCACAAAGAUUAUGAUUGUCUUGUAGAUAAUGUAAGGCAAGCUACUCAAAUAACUCAUACUCAUACGGAAGCAAUAAACGGUUCUAUUUUACAAGCUACAGCGAUCUAUCAAAGUCUAUUGUUAGAUCCUAAGGAUCAACUCAAUGUCCAAAGUUUUGUUGAUGACUUAAUUAAUAAAAUGGAUGAAAUAGAGACAGAUGAAGACGAUUUAGGUUUAUCAGAACCAGAACCUUACAAAACACAAUUGAACGUAUUGAAACGUUUAAUAAUGGAAGAGGGUGAAGGACCACAUGAAGAAACAGUAGCUUUAAAAUUGGGAACCAAUAUUUCGGCUUUAUAUUCGGUGCCAACUGCUAUAUUUUGUUUCUUAAGAGCACAGAAACCAAUUAAUGGUAUACAAACAAGAAAUCCAUUUAGACGGGCAAUCCAAUAUGCGAUUAGUUUGGGUGGUGAUACAGAUACUAUUGGUAGCAUGACUGGUGCAAUUGCUGGUGCAUUUUAUGGAGAAAAGGAAAUCAAUUCAAAUCUUCUGCAACAUUGUGAAGACUCUGAAAAAUUUAGGAAUUUAGCUGAUCAAUUAUUUGAUGUGGCAAUGGCAUAAUAGUAAUAUGUAGUAUCUUUUAUACAGUAUAAUUAUUACUUUCAUGUAUCGAUAUCUACAUAAUCCUAUGGAGCUAAAGUAAUUUUAAUAAAACCGAUUACUUAUAAAAUGUCGUGUUAGUCAGUAAUAAUAUCACAAAUUUGUAUAUUAACCGAAUAAAUCUUUGCUGUUUUAAA
This is a messenger RNA of Megalopta genalis, 1471 nucleotides long. RefSeq names its product ADP-ribosylhydrolase ARH3. The record is from RefSeq and is a predicted model, not a curated record. Gene Ontology annotation, cellular component: mitochondrion; nucleus. Lineage: Eukaryota; Metazoa; Arthropoda; Insecta; Hymenoptera; Halictidae.